AUUGUAUUUUUCUGUUAAUCCAUGCACAACAGACACCUCGUGGAACAGCUACCUAAUGGCAGUGCCUGAUAAAGCCACCGCCGACAGGCAGGCAGGGAAGGCAGUUCCGCAGCGUGUUUGCUCCGUGCGCUGCCAGCGGGCACUGGCUGCGAUCCAGCCCCUCAGCGCUGCCGUGCCGGGGACCCGGCUGCGGAAUUCCAACAUGAUUGCAGACGUCCUUGGAGGGGAGGAGCUCCUCUAGACACCAGCUGAAGCAAGACGCCUCACAAACCAAAGUUCAAGCCAUGCAUCACCUCUGUGUGCAGAUCUCGUGAUGAUCUCCAUGGAGGCUUGGGCACUCAAGGCAGAAAUAUGAGCAGCAUCUCCCCCUGUUGUCCAGCUCAGACAAUGCAGCGCUCUGCACCAUGAGGAAGGCGACACAUCUCCCGUUCUUUGUGAGCUGAUAUCAAGUAGACAGACACCUUCUGAAGUUUUGUGCAUGCUGUGCGCUUUUUUUCUUUGCUGCAACAAGAAAAGCCUUUUCUUUUAACCUGGCUUCCUUUGAAGAAGUAACUCAGGAAGCUUCAUGGCCUCUCAAGAAUCUCGGGGACAAACCAACCCCAUCUUUAAGGAUUACCUCCCUGGUUCUUCUGACAUUCCUGAACAGAAUAAGCCUGUUGAACCAACAAGUCUCUGGAAGCAAACAUCACACACUCAUAACUUGCCACCUGGUCUAGAGUACCUGAACCAGCUGGACCGGAUAAUUAUUCAUCAGCAAGUGGAGCUUCUGGAAGCCAUACUUGGCACAGAGACCUCCAGCAAAUAUGAGAUAAAAAACCAUUUGGGACAAAGAGUUUACUUUGCAAUAGAAGAAAAUGAUUGCUUUGACCGUAACCUGUGUUCGCCUAUAAGGUCGUUCACCAUAAGGAUCGCGGAUAACACGGGCCGAGAAGUGAUUAGAGUGAUCAGACCCUUGAGAUGCAACAGCUGCUGGUUCCCCUGCUUCCUGCAGGAGUUAGAAGUUCAGUCCCCACCAGGUACAACAGCUGGGUAUGUUGUACAGAACUGGGACCCUUUUCUGCCAAAGUUUACUAUACAGAACCAAAGUAAAGAAGAUGUACUAAAAAUAAUUGGCCCUUAUGCAACCUGUGGCUGUUUUGAAGAUGUUGACUUUGAGGUAAAAGCUCUCAAUGAGAUGACAACAAUUGGCAAAAUUUCCAAGUACUGGUCUGGAUUUGUAAACAAUGUCUUUACCAACACUGCCAACUUUGGGAUCCAGGUCCCUGUAGAUCUUGAUGUGAGAAUGAAGGCAGUAAUGAUUGGUGCUUGUUUCCUCAUUGACCUAAUGUUCUUUGAAAACUCUUUGGAUGGAUUAUAACAAGAUGACAGAAACAAUGAAAUAUGCAGAAUGUGUUUCAGUAGAAUUCACUUGAGCUUUGGACGUGAUUUUGAACUGCAAAAAUCCUUGUUCCUUAUAGGAAAAGAUAGGGAGCUAAUGAUGAUGUUUAUUAAAAUAUGUCUCACGUAAAUAAUAAUUUGCCACUUACACUUUAUGUGUGUUGUAGCUAAACACAUACUUUUCACACAGAGCACUGUUGCUUUGGAACAGUGCUAUUCUCUUCUUUCUCUUUUGAUGUUCCUGCAUGGAAAAUCAUGAAAGGUUAGAUGAAGGCUUGCAGCAUCAUUGAUGAAAGUCUGUGUUUAGAGAAGCCUUUGAUGUUUUGCAAGUGCUGGUACCAGUUACUAACCAGAGUGUGUUCUGGGGGUGUUGCUUCUUUAUAAUUUUAGAAGUAAUUUUCUGAUAUUUUAUUUAAUUAAUAGUAGCAAACUGAUAUUGAAAGUAACAAAUAUAAGGACAUCAUGCCAUGGGAAGUUCAAGAUGUUACCUGUUCCAGUGUGUUGAAAGGAGGGAAGUUAUGUUGGCAGGUAAAUUAGUUUUAUGACAAAGAUUGUUUUGAUGAGUGGCAGCCAGAAAUUAGGCUUCCAGCACUAGACUUGAGAAUGUUAGCUCUAUUCAGAAAAUCUGGGCUUCCUCUAUUUCCACUGAAGGUAGGCCAUAUAUAAGAUUUGAGAGAUGGUCCUCUGUGUGCUAGAGGCACACAGAGCACUUCACUUUGAACGAUUUAGUGUUAAGGAUUCUUGCUGCCAUCCACUCAAGGUUUUCCUUAAAAGGUUUGUUCUUCUUUAUAAUAUCUGGUGGUUGAUAAUUAUUCAUUCAGACUUGCCUGAGGCCAUCCUAGAACAGAAUUAUUCUUUUCCUUUGGCAGGCUCAGGUAUUUUCUGUGACAGGGCUGUGCAAAAGGAGCUUUUUGUAGUUCAGCGGUUGUACAUAGCUGUUCAUCCCUGCAGUAACACCUCAUACUGUUCCCAAACAUUCCCACUAACAGGUUUUUACUAAUACAAGUUCAUUUGUUGAAAAAUCUGUGAUAUAUAUAGAAGACAUAAACAGAAAUUUUUUUUUUUGUUGCAAAAUAUUUGCUGUAUGAACUUGCUUAUGCCUCCCAAAAACUCCAGGGGGUCCUUCAAGAAGCAGUCCAGUACCCUACAAUAUUAGUGGUAAACCCAACAAAGUCACCAGUCAAGUUUCUAAGGGGAACAUUUUACAAAUCACUGGAAAUGCUGGAUUUUUUUUUUUUUUAGUGUGAACCAGUAAUUCAAUUCUUGCAAACAACCAACACAUCAACGGAAAGAGAGGAGAUAAUGAAUAAUUCAUAAAAAUGAAAAAGAGCUAAAUUUAUCAGGUGAUUAAUUCUCAACAAAUAUUUAGACUAAUUUUAAAUUAAUGUUCAUGGAUAUGAAUUCAAACACAGUGAAGUCAGGAAGUUGCAACUAACGUUCCCAUAGUGAAAUUAACUCAGGAAUGCUUAUAGAUUUAAACAGUAUGUUUUAGAUUAUAUACCACACUUAGGUAUUUAUACAGAUUUACAUAUGUCUUGAAAAUAAUUGUGGUUAACAAGCUCUGACAAUCAUCAUUAUCUGUUAACCAUUUCAUUACUGGCUCUCGCUGUAACUCUCAGCAGUGCAAUCAGGCUGCACAAGUUAUGAGCUCACAGGGAACCAUUGCUGCCACCUUUCCCAGGAGGAAUACCCUGUAAGGUUCGUGGGUAAGAAGCUCCCUCGUGUGGAAAUUUAUGGUUUUGCAGAGGAAUAAAGGAUGCUUUUUGCUAUUCUCGCUAAUUUCACACUCUUAAAUUCAGCCCUUUAACUCCUGACUUACUCUAAUGUAGACUGAGAAAAAGAACCAGAUCUUUAUAUUAUUUUUUUUCUUUAAAUCCCUUUUCCAUUUUAGACAGAAGUAAGUAUUGUUGUAGUCCAUAAUCUUGGGUCUUGUGCAAAACCAUGUUCGUGCACUGUUGUCGAGCUGUGUGUGUCUGAACUCUGAGCUGGAUACAGAGCCUGGUAAGAUCAUCAGGAUCCCUGCCUCUCUCUCACUUUUCCUCUGCAAUUUCAGUCUUCUUAUGACCUUUAAUAAGCCAAAGACACUUCUGAAGCAAAUCUGUCCUACCUCUUUUGAAGUCAACACAAAAUAGGGUUUAUUUACCUGCAGGGCUGAGUUUGGCUGAGUGUCCACAUAAAAACCUUGUAGGUAAGCAAUACAUGAAAAUAUUUUUUUUAUGAAUUGCAACCAGAUGAUAAUACUGGAUUUCUUGCACUUAGUGACUUUAUUGCUGUUUUGUGUGUUAAUACAACUUUUUUUGCUGUUAAUGUGUAUGUAUAUGAGUAUGUUUGAAUGCCUCUGGUUACACUUAGAGGCAGCCCCUAGGACUUACAGAAAGAGGCUCAGCCCCUGAAUAAAACAAGCACUGGGGCUGGGAUAGCUCUUUCUGGUUAGAACUCCUUCAGCAGCCUGCUUGACUGAAUUUCUGGUAGAAAUUCAGUGCCAAUGCCAGUUCUUUUUUCAGCUGGAAGGUCGUUCAUCCAAACCACAGCUGCCAAAGGCAAGUAUUCAUCCUCAGCAAAGAUGAUGGAGUUCUGAGUGAUAUUACUAAAGGAGAGCUAACAUGUACCGAGAUUUUAAUAACCUGCAGCUUAUUAAUAGCAAUGUGUUUCACAUUAUGGGAGCUAUGCAUGCUCACCUUUCCCAGUUCCCCCACAGGCUAGGCAUGGCUCUCCAAAGGAGAAUUCAGUAUUUCCCAAAGAGUCACAGGUAUUCUCUAAACCAAAUUCACGUUCUGGUUAUACUCUAGAAAGAAACAUGAUAGUUCUAAUGAAACAGAAAUUUUACUUAAUCCAGCCAAGCAUAUAUUUUCACUCGUUAUCACUAGCCAAACUGUAAAUCUAUGUAGCACACACUCCUUGUGUUCAGUAGAUGGCAGCAACAGCUCAUUAUGACAAUAUUUACCUUUUCACACAUCAUAAGCUGUACCCAGGAUGCUGAUUGAAGUUCAACAUACCUUUAACCUCUAAUUGAAUUCUAUUCUUAACUGGAGGAUUUUAUUUUCUGUGUCUGAUAUUAAACCUUUGUCACACGAUGCUGGGUCAUCCUUAUUGUUUGCAACUUACAGCUGAACUGUUGGUUAUUUUAUGAGAUGUGGUUGAGGCAUGGGCAGAAUACAGUCUACCAUAAAGUGAGCUCUUCUGGUCAGCACUAAACCUAUUUUUUGCACCUGGAGCAUCUCUCCAGCUUCCAGAGGUGGACAAAGGAGAAGCCCCAGCCCCAGGGCACUCCCCACCUUCUGCAGAAACAGAAAGUGCCAUGUCUAAAAGAGAUUGCUUUGCGGUGGUGUCCCUAGAAAUGCAGACGUUUUCUGUGGGUAAAAUGUCAUGUCAUGCCAUGUCAUGACAGUCUGUCACUAUGUGCUGUACUGAGACAGAGGGAUGGAAACCCCCUGUAGUGCCACAAACCCAGAUGACACCAAUACCUGGGAAGGAGCUGGUUUGUCCCUGGGAAGAUCGUAAGAGAGUAGAGACCCAUUAUCUCUGUAAGUUCUGAGAUUUUUUUGUUGUCUAAUAAUUUGCUGGCUGCAAAAGUCUCUUCAUAGACUUUGAUGUGUGUAUUGAAAAAGUCAUUUUGUGUCAAUUGGGUUAUUUGUUUUAGGAUUAGAUAAACCUGGAACUGAUCCAAAAUACAGAUUUUCUAGUAGACUAAGUGGAGCUGUUUGGGAAAAAAAUAUAUAUGAAAGUUUCUCCUCCUGACCCUCAUCUUAGUUGUAUUGAUUUCUUUUCAAUUAGAAUGGUAUGUUCCAUGUUAGAAUGAUAAAUACUGGUUUAAUCAACUUUAGGUUUUAAAAUGUGCUUUUUCUUCCCUAAAACUGGAUCCCUUAGAGGGCAAAACCCACUUGAGCUCCUUAGGGAAAAUUACCUCUAUACUGUGAAAGGAGAUUUUUUUUUUCUGGAAUCCUGAAUGUUUUUCUAAACUUGAUCCCUAUUAGGAAUAGCUUCCUUCAUGCCAAAUCAUGACUGAAGUACUCUAGUAGCACCUGCCACAAGACAACACCUUAUUCAUGACUUGUCAGCAUUUUAUUACUUCAGUCAUCUGAAAUGUAGUUAACAAAACAAUUUUAAACAUAAUAGUAAUUACUUUUUGGAGAGAGACAGCCCAGGACAGAUAAAACUUUCCUCUUUCUUAUGUAUUUGUUAGUAUUAUGCUUACAAAAGCACAUGAAUGUUCACAAAAGAAAGGUUAGAAGGACAGAGACUGAUGGGUGCCCAGUGGCUGUGCCCCCAAAGUAUGUUCAUUCCUUUAUCCCAAGUGACAGUGAACUCCUGCCACUGUGAAAAGGAGACCUUCAGGUGACUUUACAUUGUUAUGCAUCUCCUGAAUUGACGCUGAAAAUUCAUCUCAAUUCACAACUAGGUCUUAUUCUCCAGUCUCUCUUUGGAAAAGCAAUAGAGACUUCUCACUGCUAUUCUCACUUUAAUUUUCUUCUGGGAAAGAAGUAUAAACAUUAUAUUACACCAUUUCAGUAGGAAUCAAAGUCCUCAUGUGCUCAUAUCCAUCAGACCUAUUUGGAAGUUGCAGAUUUCAUACAAACCUUCUGUAUGAAAGUACACAGGAGUACAUAAUCCAACCACCCUCAGGUUACACUGACCAUGGAGAGAUACAGUGAGGUUCAUGUUGGUGGACUGUGUUUCCAGUGUGGAGUUCCUGGGGUUGGCUACAAAGCACUGGUACUCACAAAGCUGAUUUGUCAGUCUUGAUUUUGGAAUAACUUUACUGUAUGACAUGGAUUAAAUCUAUCCCCUUCAUUUAAUAUCCUCCUUCAUGAGGAAUAAAUAAGUGAAGCACUCUUGUAUAGAUCCAAGUUCAAUGCUUUCACAGGCUACAGGUUCAGCUCUGUGCAUUUCUUAUCACAUGGGAUCUGGCACAGAAUAUGUCCCAGAAUCUGAAUAUUGCCAAACAUAUAAGCAUGGAGAUUACUCAAAUGCUUAAAGCUAAGUGAGCACUUCAUGGGCUUUUGUUUCAAAAGAGCCCAGCUCCUUGCAGGUUUAAUCUUUAAUUAACUGUAAUAAAAGAUGUUGAUGAGACACGUGUUCUCACAUAAAAUUUUAAUUGGGAGGAAAGUCCCCACUUACUUGAGUGACCUUAACAGUUCUACUGCUUGUUUAUGUAAAGUAAAAGUAAAGGUUGACAGAUUAGGCUUGCAGUAAGGAUAGUGCUAUGAAAAACUGUAGAAUAGUCCUCUUCUCCAUCCCCUACAGGGGAAGUUGCACUUAGGGUACUAAGUUAGGCUGGAAAACACAGAAGCACACACCAUACAUUUUCCAUCAUUAAGUUUCUAUAGGCCAGUCAUCCUAUAAUAAUGCUUUUAUUCUGGCAGCUGGGUGAGUAUUGAAGGAAAAAUCCACCUGCAAGUCAUUUCAUCAGGACUCAUUAAUUUGCUGUGCUUUUCCACUUUAAGAUACUCAUUUGAAGGACAUCUUUUUCUCUGUGCCAGCCACAUUAGGUAAGUGCUCUAUUUACAUUGCUGAUGUUUUGUAUUAGAAAAGCCGAUACACAACAACAACAAAAUCACAAAAAACCCCCCAAGCUUCUGUUGCAGACAUUGCUCUAUUGAGAAAUAGAACUGACCCUGGGCAUUUUCUCUUUCUGCCCCCUCCCUUUUCCCCCAGAUCAUACAAUCACAGAAUGGUUUGGGUUGAAAGGGACCUUAAAGAUCACCAAGUUCCUACGUCCUUGCCACGUGCAAGGACACCUUCCACUAGACCAUGCUGCUCAAAGCCCUAAAGAAAAUGUCACAGUGCAUGUAUCAAGGUGCAGUGUUGCUUCAUAUGUCUUUUCUUAGUAAUUUCUGGAUUGCUUGCAGAAGCUUAGGGAAAAUUUGGAGAAGGCUAAUGAUUGCAUUAGUUUUCUAUCCGUGUGUUUUUUCUAAACCCUUGAAAAAUUAUAUUUUACCAUCAGGAAUCAUUUUGGGCACCUGUCAUGAUAAUGACCGUAAAUAGCAACCAGGACUGGGAAAAGAAAUCAUAGAAUCAUAAAAUCAACUGGAUUGGAAAAGACCUCAGAGAUCAUCAAGUCCAACCCUUGAUCCACUACCGCUGUGGUUACUAGACCAUGGCACUGAUGCCACAUCCAGUCUCAUCUUAAAAACCUCCAGGGAUGGUGAAUCCACCACCUCCCUGGGCAGCCCAUUCCAAUGUCUGAUUACCCUCUCUGUAAAGAAUUUCUUUCUAAUAACCAACCAAAACCUCCCCUGGCAGAGCUUAAUACCAUGCCCUCUUGUCCUACUUCUGGUUGCCUGGGAGAAGAGACCAACCCCCGCCUGGCUACAACCUCCUUUCAGGCAGUUGUGGAGGGUGAUGAGGUCUCCCCUGAAAUGCAGCCUGGGAUCAAAAUAAGGAUCACUACUAGAAGUGUGUGUUUCACACUUUUCCAGCAUUCAAAGUUUUGAGCAUUUUUUUUUAAUUCCUUUUGGGUUUCAUGAGGAAACCCAAGCAUCUUAAUUAAAAAUGAAAAAUCCUCUUUACAAAUUCAGGGGAGGUAUUUUGGCUAUUAUAUAGGCUAGGAGUAAAAAACGAUUUUUUAAAAUCAGUUAUAAUCAUUAAUAAUCCAGAGGGCUAGAGCACCUUUUCUAUGAUGACAGGCUGAGAGAGUGGGGUUGUUCAGCCUGCAGAAGAGAAGGGCCUAGGGAGACCUUAUAGCACCUUCCAGUACCUUGAGGAGCUACAAAAAAGCUGGAAAGAAACUUUUGACAAGGAUAUGUAGUGAUAGGACAAAGGGCAAUGGCUUUAAACUGAAAGAGAGUAGGUUUAGAUUAUAUAUAAGCAAGAAAUCCUUUACUGUGAGGGUGGUGAUACACUGGCACAGGUUGCCCAGAGAAGCUGUGAAUAACCCAUCCCUGGAAAUGUUCAAGCCCAAGGUUGGACAGGGCUUUGAGCAACCUGGUCUAGUGAACGGUGUCCCUGCCCAUGGCAGGGGGUUGGAACUAGGUCUUCAAGGUCCCUUCCAACCCAGCCUGUUGAGGAAUUUACUUAUUUAAUCUUCUAUCUCUAGUUCCAUAUAGCUGUAGAUUAAGGAUCAGAACACCUGGGUAAAGUAUGACCCACGUGAGAUGCAUUUCUAGCCUUUGGCAUUGCCCAGGACCGGGUCAGCAACACUGCACCUGGAAACCAUACCAUUCCCUUGAAAAUAAGAUUAGUUUUCAAAUGUUCUAGUUUGAAAUUCAGAGGAAUUUUUUUAAAUGUCAGUAUUUAAACCAAGAACUAUAUGUGCAUUUGAAACACCUUAGCGUUUGGAACAGUUUUGAUUUGAUAAAUAUUUGAUUCUGAAAUGUUUUCACUGAAGUGAGCCUACCAUACGAGAGCAGCAUCACUUCAAUGCUCUGAAAAUGCAACAGCUCAGAUAAAACCAAGUUCAGCAGAAGCCAGGACAAGUGGGUUAUUACUUAAAUUAACAAUUUAAUAAAUUAAUUAAAUGGUUCUCUAUCAGGAACAGUUUUAUCUUGGGUUUUACUGCUUUCAGACUCUCAAGGGCCUGAUAUAAAACAGCAUCAUGAAUAUAAACUUGCAGAAAAGUGAAACUCCACCAAGAAUUAGUGGUGUACAGUGUAUUUCAUCCUUCUGGAAUCAAUGGCUAUUGUCCUGGCAAAAUCAGUACAGUCCCACAGUUUGAUCACUUUACUUUCCUAAUUGAGCCUAAUAGAAGAUUAAAGAUAUUUUUUCCUUUUGAUGAUCUGCAAGAUGGGUCAUUUUUGAUGUCUUUCAUCUACCUGGAUGCUCAUAGAGUAUUCAUCAUUGUGAGACCAGACCAGUACUUGCAUUGUUAAAAACACAUGCAAUGUGUGGGGAUUCUGUACUUGCCACUGAGGAGAAAGGUUGAACAGGUGCAUUUGCUGUGCUAAAUAACUGCAAACAGUGCAUGGAGAUAUGAUGUGAAAGUUUCAUGGUAAUAAAUUAAGGACAAGAGACACUAAAUCUAGGGACGACUGUAGAGAGAAGCAUUUGUGUAAACAGACAGGGUGUGCCUUUGGGAAAGACUUUGUUCCAUAAGAGCAGAAAAACACCAACUGAUACGCCAACAUAAAUGUGCCAGCAGGUGGGACACCUAAAUAAAGCAUGUGCAUGUGAUCCACAAAAAAUUCUGUCAGAUGAAACUGUUUGCUUUUAGCUGCAGUGGUUGGAACCAGUGGGACCUGGUGUUUUGCCCUGAUUUGUGGUUUUUCAACAGAUGAACUUAUCUCCUCCAACAGGUAUAUGCUUUUGAACUUCCAUACACAUACGUGCUGUUGUCACAGAGAGGUGUGGUUAUAUGGCUGGGGCAUUAAAAGGGCAUAUGCAUGACCUGACUAACCCGCUCACUCCAAAUGGUCCCAUAAAAUGGUUUAUCUCACUUCUUGCGGUCUUUGGCACAGUUCUCUCUUGCCUGUACUGUGUUUGACUGGUCUAAACAUAAUGUUUUAGUUGAGCUGUCACCUCCCUGGGUGAGGCCCUUCACCCUCUUGAGUGGGAAAGAGUAAAUGAUUGUGGAGCUUGGAAAGAAGAAGAGUCUGAUCAAGACAAAUCCUUGCGGAACCACAGGGUAACUUGAGCUAAGGAAAGAGCGAGGGUAUGGGAACAAAAUUAGCAGGGGGUUAGGAAGACACAAGGAGAAUAAAACAUUUUUAUCAAGUGUAAAUGAAUGCUUUCAACUAGCUGUGAAGUCUAAUAUGUUCUUUAUAAAUAUGUACUCAGUAGAGUAAUGGAUCUUUGCUACAAAAUAAGCAUCUGCUUGGUGGAGUCAUGGUUAUCUACUGCACUGCUGAACUGUUCAAGCUAUAAUGUUCUCUUAUCUUGUACUUCUGGAGUAUCACUGAUAAGAAAUGAUUAAUGGAGAAAAAUGUUUAAGAAAAUCUGCAGACAUGCAAAAUGCCUCAUGCAGCAAUGAUGUGCUUGGCACAACAUAUAUAUUUAUUACUACAACUAUGUGUUAACUUUCUUGGUAAACUUUUUAAUCUGAAUCACUUGAUUAUAAAAAGCGGUAAUAGAAGCCUUUCCUGAAGGAAAUAUAUCACUGCAGAAGUAGUAAAAAAACUCCAACAAACUGUAAAAAAGGGCUUAGACUCCUCUCUUCUCCCAUGCUCUCCCAGAAAUUAGAUUUUGUAAAUGGCUGUGUUCAGUCUGUCACUUAUAAAGCAAUGUCAUCUCAACUGCAGUCUUGGUAGACAUAGAAGGGUUUAGAGUUCCAACACCACAGUGAAGCAUUAAAAUCACAAGUCUUUAUUCAAUCCUGAUAAAAUGUUAGCUCUUGGAUCAGGUCAUUAAGGCCUUUUGUCAGAUGAGUCCAGACUAAUUGUAGGCAGCUCUACCAGCAAGCAUUUUAUAUUAUUAAUUCAGAGAAAAUAACUAGUAAAUGGUGUAAAACAUUUGUUCUAUAGCCAUAGGAAAUGCUGAUUAAUGCUAAUAUAGAUCUUGUUAGGCAGAAGUCACAUGCCUUGAAAUUCUGGGAAGGGUCACUGAAAGAGAACCAUAUUGAAUAAUUGUAAAUUCCAGCGUGAAAAAGACUUUUACUUCAAUUUUGAAGACCUGCCUCAGAAGCACGUUGGUUCCAGAAACCUGCAGAGCCUACUUGUAUAGACUUUGUAGGCUACCUUAUCCCAUCCAACUGCAAGUGCAGGGGACUGGACCAGGAUCAGGGGGACUACAGGUCACUAUCCCUCCUCCUGCAGUAAUGCAGGAGCAUUGUGCAUCUCGGCAGGGCUGGCUCCCGUUGAUACAGUGUCCUCCAGCUGCAAACCUGUCCCAUCUGGAAGGGAAACUGCAGUCUGGCCAGGAGGGUGGAAGAAUCCUGCUGCUACCUUGCCAGCAGAGACAUGGUUAAGGGGAGAGGAGAAGAGAGGAGAGGGCAUCUGCUUGAUCAGCAACAACCAGCAGCUCAAUUAUACUAAAAAAUUGAAUCAAAGAUUGGAUGGCAAAUACAGUUUAUAAUACCACAUGAUACAGCAACCAGGGAGAAAAAUCUCCUCAUCUGUGCGUAACAAAUCUGUCAAACUUGAUAUAAGAAAUAAUAGGACUAAAUGUGAAUCUCCUGAAAGCUGUGCUCUGGAUUUCUGAGAAGUGGUCCUGGCCUGAGCAUGAGGUCACUGCUUCGAUUAGCAAUUUCUUCAUGUGUGAUUAUUCCACAUCCCAGGUAAUCAGUAUGAGGUUAGAAUUUACAGUACCUGACAUUGGUGUCUAGGUCUUAAAAGUGAAUAGGGUUUAUGUCUGAUGUAAAUAUUUUCCAUUUUCCUUUCCUUGUAUUUUCUUCUUUCCAGCUCCCAAACUUUCCCAAAUCCCCCAGCUGUCUGUGUGAGAAGCAGUGUCGGGUGCCAGGUUUCCUCAAUUUUCAUUCUUAAUUGAGCUGUAAAUUCACCUCAUAAACUCUUGCAGAUCUAGUGUUUCUUCUACAUUUACAACUCCUUAAUUUUCUUCUUAAUUAAUGAAAGCUUCAAUGUCCCCAGUCCAUUUUUAUCAGAUGAGUCUUAUGAAACAUGUUAACUUGGACUUCUUCACUGGUUUUAAUAACGUCCUCUCCUCAGCCUGGUUCUGUGUUUAGGUAUUGCUCUAUUUGUCCUCAUGCUGAUAAAAGAAGUGCCAGUGCAUAUCACAGCACAAUCAAACCCAGCCUCAUUUACAGCUGCUUCUUUAUCAACAGCUCCUGGACAAGCCAAGAGUGCCUAAUCAAGAACAGUAAAGUUAAAAGGCAUUAUUUUUUCAUAACAUUGAAUUCAAAUGCAAUGUUAGUGUCCAAAAGACUAAAAUACUAUAAAUGAAAGCAGAUGUGGGCCUGGGUGCUGCAUGAUAUUCUUUGCUGUUUUCAAACAGAGAUGCACCUGGGGAGUGGGGGCUCCGGAGGAUGGGCAAAGAGAGCAGAGGAGACUCCUUCUCUCAAGCCAGAGGUACCCUGUGCACCAUGGCAAUGGGCUGCUGCUUACAGGCUUCCCUAUUUUAUGUACAUUUUAAAAGGGAACAUGUCAAUUCAAGGGCCCGGGUUGUCCUAUCAUAACUACUUUAUACAAUUCCAGUUCUAUAGCAGCGUAGCAACAUCAGUUCUAGAGGAAUUCAGACAGUGAAUCCCACCCAUGUAUGGAAUGUGCUUGUGAGGAAAUGUACUGGAGAGAGGGAGUGUUCAAGGACUACUAGCAUGUCACUGCUGCUGUAUGAUCUAGUGCCUCCUGCAACAGUACUUAAAUGAAAGAACUUGGCUUUGCAAAAAACUUAAAAAAAACCCAAACAAACCCAACCCCAAAUGCAGAUAACUUUAAGCAGCCUGGAAAUUCAGAGUGCCAGCUUCAACACACAGGAGCUGGACAUAUAUCCAGGAUGGGGCAUGUGGAAUUGUCCUGAUUUGACUUUUUUGGCCUGUUGUAUUAAUUAUGCUGGAAUAAAUUAUGCCUUUUAGGAAAAAAAGAAUCAUGCCUAAGAAAAUGUUCCCUGUAAAUAUCUAUUUGCAGUACCAAUAUCCCUUUAGCAGAAAACAGGAUUUAAACAAGCUGCAUUUUAAACUCUCGGUAUCACAGUUAAUCCUAAAUGCUGUAAACUGUAAUGGCCUAUUUCUUUAUGUCGAGUUGUUCUUUUUCUCCCUAUAUCCUGUUUUCUGACUGCAAAGCAGCUUAUGCUGGUUCAUCUACGGUGCUGACAUUCAAAAACUUGCAUGACUGGCAGCAGUAAAACUUUAUUUAACCUCCUUCUCAGUCUAAGAAAGAAAUUGCUUUGGCACAAAAACAUUUAGUAGCAAAACCCAAUGUGAUGUAUUGUUUCUAUUGUUAUUUAAUUGUUGUUUUCCCCUUGUGUUCAAAUGUCUUGAGGAAAGGCUGAUGAUGGUGGCUGACAGCUCACUGCGGGAACUGCUUUUCCUCUGUAAGUGAUUAUCACGAUUGUAAUUGACAGCCCGAGGGGAUGUACUGCUGGUCAGUAUACCUAAAAAUAUAAGGACUGCUGUUUUGUAUGGUUUGGAACUCAUAACUGUCCAAUCAUGCUAUCUGGGUGCUGAAUUAACAAAGAUAAUACAGUACUAAAACCAUUUUCACUCAGUUUUCCUCUCAAAGGAAAACCCAACCCUCAUUUGUUAGACUGCAGGCUUGAUGACUGACUUGACAUUGUUAAAUGAAAUCAAAUACGUGAACAGUCCUGUUACCACAGCUACAAAUCUUUAAUACAGAGAUGAUGUGUUAGCUGCUCUUCUGGCUUCAUGAAUACAUAUUUUAUUAUCAUAGUGAAGGUCUAAUUACCAAAACAAAAAAGAGAGCUGCACUGAGACUUGGGGGAUGUCAGGUGCCUGUCAGCUGUUAGCAGGAUGGAAUCCAUUUGCCCCAGUUCCACAUCAAAGAAAUAAUAAUAAUAGCAAUUUAUCCACUUUUAAAAAUGUUUGGAUUUAAACUGCCUUUUACUGCCUGUACAUCAUGUCUGUCACACUGGUGGUGGUCUGAUAUUAGACUCAUCAUGUUUUAUUAAAAUGUAGAUUUUGCCUAUUGCAACAUUUUAUUAUUUGCCUAUCUGCUUUCAAAACCACUACUAGUUUGGGUAUAACAAAUUGUUUAAAUGGAAAAAGGAAAAAAAAAUUGAUUUUGGAUAAGAUUCCUUCAAUGUAAAUAUUUGGGGUUGCGGUCAGUCUUUUAAAAUCAAAACUCUCCCAGCAAAUUCUAAGUAUUGUGAAAAUUGUAUCAGGUAAUUGUCACUUUAGUCAGAUUUUGAAAGUGCAUUUUUGUUUGAGUGUAAAUGGUGUAGUUUUUACCAGCAAAACCUGUGCAGUGCAGAGCAGCCAAUAUUGCCAUUUCUGGUACAGUCAGGAUCUACUAUUCCUCCUGUAUUCACCAAUUUCCAUUCAAUGGUGGAAGUAUUUCACAAUACUUUACAGGAACUGAAGGUCCUGGACUUGGUCAGUACCUUUUCCAUUUCUCUGUGUACAUGAUUGGAGUGUCAGCAGCCUUUCAGACUGUGCACAGUGAGGGAUGGGAAAUAGCAGAAAAAAAUGUCCCUCUUGGCUGGGGCUCCCCCCAAUGCAGUUCAGGAGCCUUUCCUGGCCUAGACAGGGAGGAGGAAAUCUUUUCCUUUGUUCCUUCUUUUUCCUUUGUUCCUUCUUUCAUUUAUUUCCUGGCAGCACCUUCAAUUUUGUGCCUCAAACCUCACAUCCUCUGUCUUUUCUAUAUUUAGGACAACAACAGCUACUCACAGCUUAUCUUUUCUGCAUCUCCCAUGACUGCUUGCUGUUACAGGUUUGCUUUCCAGAUCACAAAUGCUGGAGAAGUGAGUCUUCUGUGGGAUCAUGUCCACUGGCAUAGAAGGCAAACCCAACAGGAACUGCUUUUAUUUCCUUUAGCAAUGCAAACAGUGCCUUUCCUGAGUUUAAAUGAGGUUAAACAGAUUUUGAGCCUGCACAAAGGCUGUUUGCACUCAUGAACAGCCCUGAGUGAACUUCCUCCCAUGCUCCCUCCACAGACUGUAGUGCCUGAGCACUAAGGGAAAAGGAGCUGCUUAGGUGGUGUUAUGAGGAAAGAUGAAAGCUGCUUUGGUGAACUCAACUCUAUCCAGCUACUGGGGACCACUGUAUGUGAGAAGCUGAUAGAGGAACUGAUACCAUUUCUGGUGUUGGACAGCACAGGAUCAGUUGAGGUGCUGCCAUUGUGGGCAUCAGAAGUUAAGCAGUAGAAAGUAAUGCUCUGAGUGUGUAGACCAUAAGCAACAUACCUGAAAAUGACCUAGAAAAUGGGGUCACGAAUCUACAAAUAACGUUUCUUUUCAGGUAAACAUGCUUAAACCUAGAAGACUAAAUUACUACAAGCAUGGUCACUUUCUCAUUUCUCUUGAAGUGAUUCCAACUUCUUUUCUUAAUGUGUUAGGCGUUUCCCUGCAACACUGAUUAAGUCUGCUCACUGGAGCAAACAAAAAGAUACUGAGCAUUUCAAUCCACUGAUCUAACAGAAAAGCACUGGCUGACAGUCAUAGCAUCAGUGAUCCUAGUUAGAUAAGAAACGAAGUGGAACAUUAUUUCAUGUGGGAAAGGCUAAUAAUUUACUGUGUAUUGUGUUCAUCAUGGCAUCUUUUUUUCUGCCACUGCAGGUGAAUAGGUAUUUUCCUACUGAUAAAUGCCUGAAUGGAAGAGGAAGACAUAUGCUGCUAUCUCUGUUCUCUUUGAUAAGACAAUGAUAUUCUCAUCUAAGAAAUAACAUUCAUCCCUAUGUCGAAAAGUCAUGUUUGCUAAAUUUCAGCAUGUGAGUCUGAAUUCAGCUAAAUAUAACUGUGCUAUGUUCCUGUAAAAGAUAAAGGUAGUAUCAAAUGCUACCAUGUAUUUCUAAUUUUCCAA
This is a messenger RNA of Pseudopipra pipra, 15676 nucleotides long. RefSeq names its product phospholipid scramblase family member 5-like. The transcript is spliced from 10 exons. Gene Ontology annotation, cellular component: plasma membrane. The record is from RefSeq and is a predicted model, not a curated record. Gene Ontology annotation, molecular function: phospholipid scramblase activity. Lineage: Eukaryota; Metazoa; Chordata; Aves; Passeriformes; Pipridae. Gene Ontology annotation, biological process: plasma membrane phospholipid scrambling. The coding region runs from base 566 to 1357 and encodes 263 amino acids.